Molecule: messenger RNA, 879 nt
Organism: Aspergillus pseudoviridinutans
Lineage: Eukaryota; Fungi; Ascomycota; Eurotiomycetes; Eurotiales; Aspergillaceae
Exons: 5
Coding region: 1-879 (292 amino acids)
Biological process (GO): mRNA export from nucleus
Cellular component (GO): nucleus
Molecular function (GO): mRNA binding
Source: RefSeq, a predicted model, not a curated record
AUGUCUGCCAAGCUGGACAAGUCUCUCGACGAGAUCCUCGUCAACCGUCGUCAAAACGCUCGUCGUCGCAGUCGUCGUCCGGCCGCUUCAAAGCCUGGCAGUGCUGCUGUUCCAGUUGGAGGAGUGAAGAAGAAUAAGCCCGCCAAACCCGUUGCAAAGGGGGUUCAGGGUGGACACCCGGUUGCAACAGAAAGCAAGAUCAUGGUCAGCGGCUUGCCCUCUGAUGUGAAUGAGGCCAAUAUCAAGGAAUACUUCUCAAAAUCCGCAGGUCCCGUCAAGCGAGUGAUGCUCACUUACAACCAGAACGGCACCAGCCGGGGUAUUGCUUCGAUUGUCUUCAGCAAACCCGACACAGCCGCCAAAGCUGCCAAAGAGUUGAAUGGCCUUCUCGUGGAUGGAAGACCCAUGAAGAUUGAAGUAGUGGUUGACGCUUCCCACGCUCCGAGCGUGCCAGCACCCAAGCCUCUUGGAGAGCGCGUCGCUCAAGUCAAGUCUCAGCCCAAGCCUGCCACCGCCGCCAAGGCCGCCAACACCGCUCGGGGCCGUGGCGCCCGCCGUGGCCGCCGUGGUGGUGCCCGUAGCUCGAACCGUCCUAAGCCGAAGAGUGUCGAAGAGCUUGAUGCCGAGAUGGUUGACUACUUUGCCAGCAACGAGAAUGCUGGUCCCGCAGAUGCCACUGCCCCUGCCGCUACCAACGGCGCUGUUCAGCAGCCUGCUACCGGUGGUGAGGAUCUUGGAAUGGCCGAGAUUUCUGUAAGCUUCCCUGGUUCUUCUAUGCUCUCCAAAUGUACAGACACUGACCUGUCGUGCAGUAAAUGCUUCAUGAUGGAUCUCUUUUUUUUUUUUCUCGAGGAGUGGCAGGUCACUCCUAUUGACUGA